AUGUAUUUUCCCAUCUUGGGCCAAAUCCCUCAUUACACAGGAAAGGCAGAGGUUACCUCACACAUCCCUUUCCGAACUCAGCAAAAGGUUCUCACAAACACUUUUGAGCUUAACAACGGCGCCACUCACGGCCUGGCUGUGCACAACCACAGGGCUGAUAACCCCUUGGGCCAAGGCACUCUCACAACACGACCACCUCACCUCGCAACGGCGGGUCCAGUGCACGCGGGAUCACGCUCCGGGGCUGGCGAGGUAUCACCCUUGGUCUCCUAUCAUCAGACUUCACCACACGACUACCCUGCCGGCUCGGUUACCUGUGUGAUUCCUUCAGCCCCCCUGCACCAAGUUCUACCGGUCAACGAUCAACGGCCGCCUAUUCCUAUUCAGCCUCCUGCGGACAUCCCGAUACCUUCCCCCGGUGGAUCCUCCGUCCCGAGCACCAUUCUGGCUAACGGCGGUGUACGUACUCGGAAGCCCACACGUACGGCUGAGGAGAUGCGAUUGGCCGACCUCAUUGCGGCCGAGAAACACGCGCGUAGGUUUCAGAACCAAGCUGAUAAGGCCGCGGAUGCUCGUCAGAAGCAGGCUACCAUUGCAGCAAACAAGAUCCUCAAGGCUCAGAAGGCCGCGUUGACAAACCCUUGGGUGACCUGGACAGAGGAACAGAUGAUCGAGCUGUUGAAUUUCGUGAGGAUGGUCAAAGAGGACCAUAGUCAGGUGACAGGCGGUUUUAUACCGUUUGGGAAGUACUUCGCGGCUUAUACUGGCCGUCCAGAGGCAUUCCCCCUGCUGCAAUCCUUUUUGACGGCGACCCGUCUGUCCAAAUAUCAUGCGCUGAUGGAUAAGUGGAAGAAAGUAAAAGACGUUGUGGACCGGUCUGGGGCGGGCGGUUUAUCAUCGGCUUUGGAAGCAGGCGGUGUUUCCCAAGAGGUUUGGGACUUGAUCCUCGAUAUGCACGGGGAUAACCCGGCAGCGACCGGUGAGGGGUUAUCUAGUUCGUAUGCCGAUUAUGAAACCCUGCUGGAAGAAUCACCCCCAUCGGUCAGUUCUGGCGACUCUGGGUCAUCGGACGUCAAUGAGCCCAAUAGCCUCCCCACGACGCCUGCCCCCCGGAAGAAGAGGCUCACCAAGUACCAACGGCUAUCAGCCGCCCUGACACCAGCCGAACUUGCCUUGGAUCCCGACUCGGGUUCUGAUACAGACCUACCUGCAGAGCUUGUUUUGGCCCCCCCUGGGUCCUCGACCGGUUCAGCCGCGCUGCAGGGGACCGUCCCCACGGCUGUUGUGGGGGGCUCAGUUGCCAACAUCCCUGGGAGUCCAGCCACAACCCCUUCGGUCCCCCGCAAGGGGACCAAGAUCAAGGUCAAAUCGGCGGCGGCGAAACAGUUGAUCAGCCGUCCUCCAGCCAAAGGCUCUAGUAUUCCUCAACAACGUGGGCGCACCGAGGAGAAGAUUCCCGAUGGUGCCUCUGGGACCGGAAUGCUUGUCAUGAUGCAGAAGGCCCAGGAGGCGACAGCCUCAUGGGCCGCCGAGGAACGUCGUGAUGCCCUGGUUGAGCGAGCCCGACAGGACGCCCUUUGCGGGGAGGAGCGAGCCGAUAGGCAGCGGUUGGAGGACGCCCGAGCGGACGAGCGGGCGGCGGAGCUGAAGCGUCAAGAUCAAUUACGAGCGGAUGACAGGCGUGCCGCGGAGAAGAGGGCGGAUGCCAUGGAGGUUGCGCGCCGGCAAGAAAUGCAAGAGGCCAAGGAGGACCGGGAGCUGCUGCGUCAACAGGCAAAACUCGACCGUGAGGUGGCCGAUCAUCAGAUGAAGAUGGAACGGGAGGCGGCCCAGGCCAGGGCGGCAGAGGCGGCAGAGGAUCGGAAGCGUGAGCGGCAGCGGGAUUUGGAGCAGAAAGCCGAAGACAAGAAGGAGGCGCAGGAGCACGAGGAUCGGGCCGAGAGACAGCAGCAGUCACGGCAAUUGUUUGAGCUGGCGAUGCUCAAGGCCUUGGGCUUUGCGGUGGCGAAUCCGGAUGAUGCACCUCCUGCUGGUGGGGCUGGCUCAAGUAGAAAGAUGAAGCGGGCUAAGAUUGUAGUGGUCAUUGUUUCCUAG
Molecule: messenger RNA, 2094 nt
Organism: Puccinia graminis f. sp. tritici CRL 75-36-700-3
Lineage: Eukaryota; Fungi; Basidiomycota; Pucciniomycetes; Pucciniales; Pucciniaceae
Exons: 4
Coding region: 1-2094 (697 amino acids)
Source: RefSeq, a predicted model, not a curated record